Messenger RNA from Leopardus geoffroyi (Geoffroy's cat), 1693 nucleotides. It is a transcript of the gene RAMAC, whose product is annotated as RNA guanine-7 methyltransferase activating subunit. The record is from RefSeq and is a predicted model, not a curated record. The coding region runs from base 195 to 551 and encodes 118 amino acids. Lineage: Eukaryota; Metazoa; Chordata; Mammalia; Carnivora; Felidae. Gene Ontology annotation, biological process: RNA 5'-cap (guanine-N7)-methylation. Gene Ontology annotation, molecular function: RNA binding. The transcript is spliced from 4 exons.
CCGGCCCCCCGCGCGGGCCCGCCGGAAGCGGAAGUCGGCUUGUGGCCCGAGUGGCUCCGUUACCUUGGAGAGCUGAAGUAGUGGGAGAUCCCGUGGCCGCGCUGUGGGCCGGAGAUCGAAACAACAUAAACAUUAGACAGUACAACUGCCUCAAAGUGCUGGGAGCACUGUAUUAAAAACAACAGAAUUUCAGGAUGACAGACGCUUCUGAAGCUGUUCCAAAUUUUGAAGAGAUGUUCGCCAGUAGAUUCACAGAAGAUGACCAAGAAUACCAGGAAUACCUGAAGCGCCCUCCUGAGUCCCCUCCGAUCGUCGAGGAGUGGACUAGCAGAGCCGCUGGGAACCAGAGAAAUAGAGGCAAUCGGUUGCAAGAUAACAGACAGUUUAGAGGUAGGGAUAGCAGACGGGGGUGGCCCAGUGACAAUCGAUCAAAUCAGUGGCAUGGACGAUCCUGGGGUAACAAUUACCCGCAGCACAGACAAGAACCUUACUACCCCCACCAGUACGGACACUAUGGUUACAACCAGCGGCCUCCCUAUGGUUACUACUGAUGGAAACAGCAGCAACUUUUAGUAAAACCAUUACUCUGUUAACAUGACAAAAGUUUGUAUCUUCUGUUGGUCAUAGUUUUACGUUUGAUUUCAGAGAGUGGAUUAUUAACUUUUUGGCACUUCUGACUUUUUUUUUUUUAAAUGAGAUCUUACCAGAGACGUUAUGGUUGCUGGGAAUAAGUAUGCCUCUAAAAAGGUUGUGGAUUUAUUACCUGACUUCUACCUCAGAUUUCUUCUUUGUUUCAUGACUUAACAGUCUUUGAACUUGCUGUGUGUUUUCUUUGUUUGACUUCCAGGAGUUCUGUCUUUGUUUUACACAGAAAUAAAAAUUUUAAAGUAGAAAAUGCCUGAUUUUACUUUUUUUUUUUUAAUGUUUAUGAGAGAGAGAGACAGAACAGGAGUGGGGGAGGGGCAGAGAAAGAGGGAGACACAGAAUCCGAAGCAGGCUCCAGGCUCUGAGCUGUCAGCACAGAGUCCAAUGCGGGGCUCAAACUCAUAAACCAUGAGAUCAUGGCCUGAGCCGAAGUCAGUCGCUUAACUGACUGAGCCACCCAGGCACUCCUGCUUGAUUUUAUUUUGUAAGAUAAGGAAGUAUCCAUUUACUCGGAUAUGCUCAUUCCGAAGUUUUUGCAGAGGUUAGUACAGUCAACUCAUGAAUGCACAGUUAUGCCUACUUGUACUGUGUUGUAUGUGACCUCAGCAGUUGAAAGGUAAAACAAUUGUAGAUACUUCUUUUGGCUUUUGUUACGACCGUGGUACUUUAUAAUUAUUCCAGGUAUGAGUCAGCUCCACAAUCAUUUUGGUCUCUUUUUAGAGGGAUGUCAGGAAUAAAGCUGUAAAAUAAGGAAGGAACUCUUCUCAGUGUCAGUGUCUUGAUCUAGUGGUGGGUGAGAUUAGGGUACACGAUCAUUUCAUACAAACUAUAAGGCUUUUUGCCAACUUAAACAGAGCAGAUGAAAACUCAUGUUAUACAAAAGUUUAGCUCUGUAAACCCUUUCUUUUCCAAUGGUAUGUAUAUAACGCUGCAUCCUGACUACUUUCAUGGUAUGUAACGUGGACCGAUUGAACAGUGUUCUAUCCACUUCCAAAUGUGCACCUUUGCUGCUUCCUCUUGUAUAAAGUGACGCUGUAACUUGCUUUUA